Molecule: messenger RNA, 597 nt
Organism: Strongylocentrotus purpuratus (purple sea urchin)
Lineage: Eukaryota; Metazoa; Echinodermata; Echinoidea; Camarodonta; Strongylocentrotidae
Product: monocarboxylate transporter 13-like
Exons: 2
Coding region: 60-488 (142 amino acids)
Molecular function (GO): monocarboxylic acid transmembrane transporter activity
Source: RefSeq, a predicted model, not a curated record
UCUAUCGCCACCAUUCCAUUCGUCGUCUGCUCCUAAUAUUUGGUACAUGUCUCGCUUCGAUGGGCGUGGCCUUGACUUCCAUGGCAACCAGCAACGCUCAAAUGUCAAUCUAUCUCUCAAUAACCGGUCUUGGAUAUUGCAUGGUACAUAUAUGUUGUACCAUGACAUUGCACCACGUGGCUCAAAAUUUCAACCUACUUUUCAGCAUUAGUUUGACUGGAUAUGGCGUCGGAAUGUUUCUGUUACCACUCAUAGCUGAAUUCCUACGUCAAGCUUACGGUUGGAGAGGUGGACUGCUCAUCAUUAGCGCGCUGAUGGCACAUAUUAUCCCAGUUGGCAUGGCAAUCAAGUUCGAUUCAGAUGAGAGCAGCACACAGAGAAAUGACGUUCAGAGUGUCCCAAGUUCGCCCCCAGAGUUUAACGAGGAAGAGGAGAGCAACAUCAGCACAAGCAAGGACACAGAAGGUGAGUUGGACCGGUAUUCCUAGUAGACCAAAAGCCCGUGAGACCGGCAGUCUCAUGCGAACGCCAUUGUCGGUCUCGUGAACUUAUGUCAGAAAAAUAUGGCAGAAAAGCCAAGAAGACCAACAUGUCGGU